Messenger RNA from Parus major (Great Tit), 1793 nucleotides. RefSeq names its product Sp5 transcription factor (gene SP5). The record is from RefSeq and is a predicted model, not a curated record. Gene Ontology annotation, biological process: regulation of transcription by RNA polymerase II. The coding region runs from base 153 to 1256 and encodes 367 amino acids. Lineage: Eukaryota; Metazoa; Chordata; Aves; Passeriformes; Paridae. Gene Ontology annotation, molecular function: RNA polymerase II cis-regulatory region sequence-specific DNA binding; DNA-binding transcription factor activity, RNA polymerase II-specific. The transcript has 2 exons.
GGGGUGGGACGCGCACAGAGGCGAAGAGAUCAGAAGGAAAGGGAGGGAGAGGGGGAGAGAGAAAGAAACUGGGCAGCAUCUCGUCUUCCUCUCGGCGUCCUCAUGCCUCGGCAGUGCCCCGGCGCCUUCACUUCGCCCCGGGCGCAGUAGCCAUGGCCGCGGUGGCUGUCCUCCGGAACGACUCCCUCCAGGCUUUCCUUCAGGACCGCACCCCCAGCGCCUCCCCAGACUUGGCCAAGCACUCGCCCCUGGCUCUUCUGGCCGCUACUUGUAGCCGGAUCGGGCAGCCGGGCGCAGCGCCCUCGGAUUUCCUGCCGGUCUCCUACGACCCGACGCUGGGAUCCCCCUCUAGGAUCUUCCACCCGUGGAGCGGCGAGAUGCCAGCGCACUCCCCGGGAGGGCUGCCGCCGCCGCAUCCCAGCUUGGGGUUGACCCCUCAGAAGAACCACCUGCAGCCCUCCUUCGGGGGCUCUCACGAACUUCCCCUCACCCCCCCGGCGGACCCCUCCUAUCCCUACGAGUUCUCCCCCGUCAAGAUGCUGCCCUCCUCCAUGGCCGCCCUGCCGUCCAGCUGCCCGCCCGCCUACGUCCCCUACGCCGCGCAGGCCGCCCUGCCGCCCGGGUACUCCAACCUGCUUCCGCCCGCCCAGCCCUGCCGGCAGCUGUCGCCCAACCCGCCGCCCGAGGACAUCCCCUGGUGGAGCAUCCAGCAGGCCAGCGCCCCGGGCGGCUGCGGCCACCGCUUCCCCGCGGCGGCGGCGCUGCCGCGGAGCCUGGUGCUGGGGCACUCGGACUUCGCUCAGUACCAGACGCAGAUCGCCGCCCUGCUGCAGACCAAGUCUCCCCUGGCGGCCACGGCCAGGAGGUGCCGCCGCUGCCGCUGCCCCAACUGCCAGUCGGCCGCCGGCAGCGCCCCUGAGGCGGAGCCGGGCAAGAAGAAGCAGCACAUCUGCCACAUCCCCGGCUGCGGCAAGGUCUACGGCAAGACCUCGCACCUGAAGGCGCACCUGCGCUGGCACACGGGCGAGCGACCCUUCGUCUGCAACUGGCUCUUCUGCGGGAAGAGCUUCACCCGCUCCGACGAGCUGCAGCGGCACCUGCGGACUCACACGGGCGAGAAGCGCUUCGCCUGUCCCGUCUGCAACAAGCGCUUCAUGCGCAGCGACCACCUGGCCAAGCACGUCAAGACCCACCAGAACAAGAAGCUGAAGGCGGUGGCGGACGGCGUCAAGAGGGAGGACAGCCGCGACCUGUGACCGCCGGGACCACUACCGGCGGCUGCUGCCUCUGCGGGCCGAGUCGAGCCACGGCGGGACUCGAGCUGGGGGCGUUUCGCCGCCGGGGGCAGGGCGGCGGCGGGGAGAGGCCGGCGGCCGGCUCUCGGACUGUCGUCGGGCACGGCGAGCGGGACCCCGGCUGGGGGCGGCCUCCGCGGACCCUCAGGCCCGGGACUGGACCCUCACAGAGCCCCGGGGCAGGCGCCCGGCCCGGCCUGGACGCGGCUGAGGGGGCAAGAGCAGAGCCGGUCUGGUCCGGCCGCGGGGGUCGAGGCUUAUAGACACCCGGGGGUGAGGUGGCAGCGCCGGUGUGGCCGUGCUGGGGCUCGGCCCUCGGUGCUUUCAGGGUAACAGACUGAAGUUUUGUGUACAGGUUAUUUAAUAGUUACGUUUGAAUACACGUGUUCCCCUCCGUCUUCGCCCCCGCGCGGGGUCCAGCAUGAGAUGUUUCUGUAAAGCGACCCGCGACCGCAGCGUGAAAUAAACACGUUCACACCGGGGUCAGCAGGGACGGUC